AAAAGCUCCUUUUUGCCGCGGCGCAAGACAAGAAGAUUAUUAGUAUACGCGCAGGGCAGGAGAGUAAGCGCGAGGAAGGCGGAGAGACUUAAUACUAGUUUUCGUCCUGGUCGGUGGACCACCCCACUUGUCCGUGCGCGUGUGAACUGUCCUGAAACUGAAUGAAAGCCGCACAGACAGCCGCUCUUCCUGCUCCUAGUGACAGGCUCUCGUAGGUGAGCAGCCUGCAGGUUCACAGUUAUUUUAAGCAGCUUUGCCGGAGCCUUUCUUUUUUAAUUCAGGAAGAAGAGAAGGGAGUGAAAGUCAUGGGCAGAGGUGGAGAAUUGAAAAGAAGUUAGCGCUACAGGAAAAUAAGCUUUGGAAAAAACAGACUGACAAAGAAGAAGUGUCCCGGAGAGGGAAGAGGAACAGGAUGGGUAUGGAUUUCAGCACCCUUCGGACCCUCAUCAGCAGAUAUGCUUCAUAUGUAGGAUGUCUUAUGCUGGCAGGUUCAAACUGGAUCUCACUCUACUUCUUGCUGUGUGUUGGUGAGGAGAACUGGGUGGACAGCAGGACGAUUUAUAUUGGACACAAGGAGCCUCCUCCAGGAACUGAGGCCUUUAUACAGCAAAGAUUCCCUGACAACAGAAUAGUCUCCUCCAAGUACACAUUCUGGAACUUCAUCCCUAAGAAUAUGUUCGAGCAGUUCAGGAGAGUCGCCAACUUCUACUUUCUCAUCAUAUUUCUGGUUCAGUUGAUCAUCGACACUCCCACCAGUCCGAUCACCAGCGGACUGCCGCUCUUCUUUGUCAUCACAGUCACCGCCAUAAAACAGGGUUACGAGGACUGGCUGAGACACAAAGCAGACAACUCCGUCAACCAGUGUCCUGUCCACAUUGUGCAGCACGGGAAAGUGGUCUGCAAACAAAGUCGCAAGCUCAGGGUUGGAGAUGUCGUCUUCAUGAAAGAAAAUGAGACUUUUCCCUGCGACCUUAUCCUUCUUUCCACAUCUCGAGAUGAUGGGACCUGCUAUGUUACUACAGCCAGUCUGGAUGGAGAGAGCAGCCACAAGACAUACUAUGCAGUUCAGGACACCAAAGCUUACAACACAGAGAAGGAGGUGGACUCUAUCCACGCUACCAUAGAGUGUGAACAACCACAGCCGGACCUGUACAAAUUUGUGGGCCGUAUCAACUUCUACAUGAACAAUGAGCCAGUGGCCAGGCCGUUAGGAUCAGAGAACCUGCUGCUCCGAGGAGCCACACUCAAGAACACUGAGCACGUCUAUGCCGUUGCCAUCUACACUGGCAUGGAAACCAAGAUGGCUCUCAACUACCAGUCCAAGUCUCAGAAACGAUCUGCAGUGGAAAAGUCAAUGAAUGCCUACCUGGUGGUCUACCUGUGCAUUCUCAUCAGCAAGGCCUUUGUCAACACGGUGCUGAAAUAUGUGUGGCAGGCCGACCCCAACAGAGACGAGCCCUGGUACAACCAGAGGACAGAAGCAGAGAGACAGAGACACAUCUUGAUCAGGGCGUUCACAGACUUCCUGGCCUUCAUGGUUCUUUUCAACUACAUCAUUCCUGUCUCCAUGUACGUUACCGUGGAGAUGCAGAAGUUCCUGGGCUCCUAUUUCAUCAUGUGGGACGACGAGAUGUUUGACGAGGAGCUGGGAGAGCGAGCUGUGGUCAACACGUCAGACCUGAACGAGGAGCUGGGACAGGUGGAGUAUGUGUUUACAGACAAGACAGGGACUCUAACAGAGAACAACAUGGAGUUCAUAGAGUGCUGUGUGGACGGACACGUUUAUGUUCCUCAUGCUAUCUGUAACGGACAGCUGAUGCCUGGUGCAGCCAGUAUGGACAUGAUCGACACAUCACCGGGUCCUGAGGCCAAGGAGCAUGAGGAGCUGUUUUUCCGGGCACUGUGUUUAUGCCACACGGUGCAGGUGAAGGAGGAGGAGACAGUGGAUGGGAUCAAGCAUGGUAUACACCAGGGCAAGUCCACUUCCUUCUACAUCUCCUCAUCUCCGGACGAGGUGGCGCUGGUGGAGGGCAUGAAGAGGCUCGGUUUCACCUAUCUGAGACUCAAGGACAGUCACAUGGAGAUCCUGAAUAGAGAGGAUGAGAUUGAGAGGUUUGAGCUGCUGGAGGUUUUGACAUUUGACUCAGUCAGACGGAGGAUGAGCGUCAUUGUCAGGGCCAGCACUGGUGAGCUCUAUCUGUUCUGUAAAGGUGCAGACUCCUCCAUCUUCCCCAGGGUUGUAUCAGGCAAGGUGGAGCAGGUCAAAGCUCGGGUGGAGCACAACGCAGUGGAGGGUCUGAGGACACUUUGUGUUGCCUAUCGGCCUCUGAGUCCCGAACAGUACCAGGAGAUUUGUCACCUGCUGAGCGGGGCCAAGUUAGCACUACAGGACCGCGACAAACGACUUGUUGAGGCCUAUGACCUCAUUGAGAAAGAUCUGAUACUGCUGGGAGCCACUGCUGUGGAGGACAGGCUCCAGGAAAAAGCAGCAGACACCAUUGAGUCCCUCCACAAGGCAGGGAUGAAGGUGUGGGUGCUGACCGGCGAUAAGAUGGAGACAGCGGCUGCAACCUGCUAUGCCAGCAAGCUUUUUCGCCGCAACACCCAGAUCCUGGAGCUGACCACCAAACGCACCGAGGAGCAGAGCCUACAUGACGUCCUGUUUGACCUGAGCAGGACGGUCCUGAGGCAGCACGGAGGCAUGACCAGGGACACCUUCUCUGGUUUAUCAGAUGACUGUACUGACUAUGGUCUGAUCAUCGAUGGAGCCACCCUCUCUGCGGUGAUGAGGCCCUCCCAGGAGGACUCAAACUCAGGGAACUACAAAGAAAUCUUCCUAGAAAUCUGCCGCAACUGCAGCGCCGUGCUCUGCUGUCGAAUGGCACCCCUGCAGAAAGCACAGAUUGUGAAGCUGAUCAAAGCGUCCAAGGAGAACCCGAUCACGCUGGCCAUUGGGGAUGGAGCUAAUGAUGUUAGCAUGAUCCUAGAGGCCCAUGUUGGCAUCGGUAUCAUGGGUAAGGAGGGUCGUCAGGCAGUGAGGAACAGUGACUACGCCAUCCCAAAGUUCAAACACCUCAAGAAGAUACUGCUCGUCCAUGGACACUAUUACUAUAUACGCAUCUCUGAACUCGUUCAAUACUUCUUCUACAAGAAUGUCUGUUUCAUCUUCCCCCAGUUCCUCUACCAAUUCUUCUGUGGCUUCUCACAACAGCCUCUGUAUGAUACAGCCUACUUGACUCUGUACAACAUCAGCUUCACCUCGCUGCCCAUUCUGCUCUACAGUCUAAUCGAGCAGCACAUUAACAUGGACAUCCUAAAGAAGGACCCGUCUCUCUAUAGAGAUAUUGCUAAGAACUCUUUGCUGCGGUGGCCCAUCUUCAUAUAUUGGACUUUCCUGGGUGUAUAUGACGCCAUCGUGAUGUUCUUUGGUGCUUACUUCCUGUUUGACAACACCACCUUCACCAGCAACGGACAGAUGUUUGGAAACUGGACAUUUGGGACACUGGUCUUCACUGUGCUAGUCUUCACUGUUACAUUCAAGUUGGUUCUUGAUACUCAUUAUUGGACUUGGAUCAACCAUUUUGUCAUCUGGGGAUCACUGAUUUUCUUUGUGGUCUUCUCUCUGCUGUGGGGCGGCAUCAUCUGGCCUUUCCUCAACUACCAGAGGAUGUACUAUGUGUUCAUGCAGAUGUUGUCCAGUGGUCCGGCCUGGCUUAGUAUAAUCCUUCUAAUAGCAGCUAGUCUGCUGCCAGAUGUGGUGAAGAAGGUCAUCUGGAGGGCGCUGUGGCCCACAACUACUGAACGCAUACAGAAUGCUGAUAAACUCUACAAGGGCCAGCUCUCAGAGUUCACCCCCCUGGCGUCUCUCCACGCCCCGCCCAAGGCUGGCAGCCACCGACAAGGCUCGGACAACCAAAGGAACGCCCCGACCCUUCGAAGGUCUGAACCCUAUAACAAGAAAAUCAUGUUCACACGCUGGCAAAGAAGGCCAGACUACUGCACCUUCACCCCUCUUCUCCGAUUCACCGAUGGCUCCCCCCGCUCGAAACAGGGACAUGCCUACUGCGGGGCGGGGCCAGAGACCUCAGUUUAAUUUAUUUCCGUCUGGUGUUUUUUCUUAUAUUCUGAUAUCAGAUACAGUGGCAUCCAUUUGGAGUUUAACUGAGCAAAGGAGUAAUUCUAAUUUAUCUAUCUACAAUGCCGGGAGUCAAAUAACGGACAAUGUUGUAAAUAGCAAGUAUCUGUAAUCCAUCUGUAAAGGAUUACAAUGAAAGUGACCUUCUCAACUGUUCCCAAGUCAGCAGCCAAGUAUGGCACAAAGCACUAUGGGACGGCUCUGGAAAAGGACUCCUCCACAUGGCCCUGCUCGCUGCCACAACGCGAAAAAAGGGCUCAGUGUAUUGAUGUCGAAUCAAGAGCUUUGAUUUCUUAAACCGUAUUGUGUCACACUGAAAAUAUGUGCACUGGCCCUUUACGUCUGCCUGCCUUUAAUAAGCAGCUGAAGUGUACUUUACCCCAAUUAUUAGGAUUUAUAUGAGUUUUUAAAAAAAACGAUUAUGGCGAUAAUCAUGAAGUGUUGUGAUGCUGCUGAUGAUGAAGACAGUAACAGCGCUUAAGCCAGCUCGAGCUUUCUCUGACCAAGCAUUGUCUUUUCUUUAUUCCUACCGUCUCUCCCUCUGUCUGUCCUGUUCUGCCUCUUUUCAGGACUAACUGGUGUUGCCUGUGUGCAAACAUGUUAUCUCGAAAUACUCCCUAGGACUCUGGGGCCAGCUCCUACAACACUGUAAGGAGGGGUGUAGUUGAGCAGUAAAGCCUAAGUGUUGGAUAAGUAGAUCUGAGGUGGUCUUUUUUUAUUAUUAGUGAUUGUAUAUUAUGUAAGUCCUAAAGAAGAAAAAAAAAAAAAAGGCUGACUUUAGCCUCACAUCCAACACGUAAGCUUUCAGACUCACAUUAGGUAGUCUAGAGCAGUGGUUCUCAAAUGUUUUCACAUCAAGGACCCCUAAACUAACACCAAUGAGACCACUACUGCCAUUUGGUAAGCUUUUGUCACAGCGUUCCCAUGAUGUUUUAGUACAGAAAGUAUAUAAACCCCAUGACCAAAAUAGUCAUGCUUUCCGUCCUUGUGUUAGUCAUUGAUGGAAUUAUAGUAAAAAUAAACAAUUCCCCUAUUUGCUGAGGCUACCUGGAACCCCUUUAACGACCCCUGGGGGUCCCCAGACCUCACUUUGAGAACCAUUGGUCUAGAGUGUGUGCUGAUAAGCAGUAGUUAUUAGUGUGUGUGUGUGUGUGUGUUGUAUUAAUCUCUGCAGGAUCUUCUUCUGUCAUUUUCUCUGUCUUUUUCUGUCUUUAAAGCACUUUUCUGUAGAGCUUCAUCUUAUAUAUAUUGAUAAUGUUAUACACAGAGAAGUUUUCUAUGGCUUAUUGUCUUAGUGAUAGAAUCCAGUAGAAGGGGCUAUGUGACGGCUUCCUGGCUGUUUCUUAAUGCCUUAAUGUGACCUUGUAACUACUACAUUAUCUUCCACCGAGACCAUUUACCAAAGAAACAGAAAGUCAGUGUACACACUCUUGGUUCUAUAGAACAGCAGAAAGAAUAUGAAAUUUAAUGAUGUCGCUU
Molecule: messenger RNA, 5614 nt
Organism: Micropterus dolomieu (smallmouth bass)
Lineage: Eukaryota; Metazoa; Chordata; Actinopteri; Centrarchiformes; Centrarchidae
Gene: atp11a
Product: ATPase phospholipid transporting 11A
Exons: 31
Coding region: 413-4093 (1226 amino acids)
Biological process (GO): phospholipid translocation
Cellular component (GO): trans-Golgi network; endoplasmic reticulum; plasma membrane
Molecular function (GO): ATPase-coupled intramembrane lipid carrier activity; ATP binding; ATP hydrolysis activity
Source: RefSeq, a predicted model, not a curated record